Molecule: messenger RNA, 3723 nt
Organism: Coregonus clupeaformis (lake whitefish)
Lineage: Eukaryota; Metazoa; Chordata; Actinopteri; Salmoniformes; Salmonidae
Product: mucin-5AC
Exons: 6
Coding region: 67-3624 (1185 amino acids)
Source: RefSeq, a predicted model, not a curated record
UGGACAAUACUUGAAUUGAAGUCCAACAAGAAUUCGUUGGACGAGCACGUUCAUUACAUUUACAAGAUGCCUUAUCCACAUAGAGUGGUGACUAUUCCCACGGGAUUCAAGGACUUGCUUGAGGGAGUGAGCAAGGCUGUGGUGAAGUAUCAACCUGAGAGUAUUCCUGCCUUCGCAGCGGUCUUCUUCAAUGCGCUUCUUAUCUUCAGAGACGAGAAGCCAAGCAUGCCUAUCCAUGAGCUUAUGAAAGAAUUCAGGGCAGCAAAAGGCUCUCAUUUCUACAGGAACAAAAAUAAAGCUGUAAAACCACAAGUAGAGCCGCAGGUCACUGUCCAAGGUCCUGAAACGUUCCCCCGCCACAAGCCACUCCUGGAAUGGGAGGCAGGCCCGCUGCUAAUGGAAGCUAGAUGUGAGGAUGUCAGGGACCCUUUCUCCUUCAUCUCUAGUGACCAGCCCUGCAGCAGCCGAUACAUCCAGGCUACGGAUGCAGUGGCAGGAGCAUCUACUGACAGUGACCAGAACGAGUGUGACCUGCAGGUCUCUGCCACCACCAUCACACUGUCCCCAGGGCCCAUCCCAGCAGACAUUGCCCAGGGCCUGGCCCUGUACCGCCGCAAGAUUGACCUAGAGUUGUCCCCCCGGGACUCUCCUCCACUCGGGGCUUCCGCCAACAACUUCUGCACGCGUGUCCGUUCGGCCCUCUUCGAGCGGGUCUCCUUCAGCGAGAUCAGUCAGGAGUUGGAUGCCGUGCUGAUCCGGACUAGCAUGCUCCCGUCAGAGUCCCUGAUCAUCGUGCAGACAGAGCAAGUACCCGAGAUGAUUGUGUUCCAGGCUCAUCCCCUAUUGGCUGAGAGCGCAGCGGCGGCUCCAUCUCCGUGUGACGUCCCUGUCAGGUCUAAGUGCAGCUGUGCCUCGAUGGUGGGCGCCCUCAAAGACGUGAUGGCACCAUUGGAGGUGCCUAGCUAUCCCAUCUUUGCAUCCAUCUGUGACAUAGAAGCUCCCGUGGUGGAGAGACCAGAUGCCAUGGUCUCUGAGCCUGAGGAGUCUCCAGCCCUUGGAGACAAGGUUGUUCCCCUUGAGGUCCACUCUGCACCAGUCAAACCCCUGGAGAUGACACCCUCAAGGCCCUCCAUCCCAGUUACAACACCGGAGCUCCCUGGUUCAGCCCCUGCUGUGUCUGAGUCCCCUGCUUUGGCUGUCCAAGAGGUGCAGAUUAGUGUGACCAAUCGUCCUCUCUCAGCCAUCCUACACUCCUUCUCUGGUGGAACUCCACCAUCAGAGACAGCAGAGGAUGUGAUGCUGGUUCCUAUGGUAGUGUCCCCUCCUGAACCAGUCAAAAAGGCGGCGAGAGAGUAUUCUGAUCUUCUAUGUCCUCUUCCUGCAGCAACAUUGGAGACUGAGUCUGUUAGUCUGAUUUGUCCCCCUCCUUCUGCAGUGACUGUGGAGAUCCAACCUUCCAUUCUGGCUUCUCCCCUUACUGCUGCAACCGUGGAGACACAAUCCUCCAAUCGUAUUUGUCCUUCUUCUGUGGUCACCAUUGAGACUGAAUUGGCGAAUAUCCUAUCUCCUCCUGCUGCAGAGACAGAGGAGGCCGAAUCUUCUGUUGUGACCUGUCCCCAUACUGCAGUGACCGACGACAUUGUGGCCCCUGUUUCUGUUUGCCUCCCUGUUGUGUCACUAGAGGAGACCAGUGUCCCCAGUGUGCAGCUCUCAGCUCCCACGCCUGCCUUGACAGAGGAAACUCAGUCCCAGUCUGCUUCACCAUGCCUACCCACCCUCCCGGCCACAGGAGAGUCCAGAACCCCCUUCUUGGUCUACCUCCCACUGCCUGCUCCAGAGCUGUCCAAGACCCCUGGUCUGUUGUGCCAACUGGGCCUGGGACCAGAGGAGGCCAAGAACUUCCCUUUCCUGUGUCUCCCAAUUUCUGACAUCCCCAGGACCCCAAGUCUUGUGGCUGCCAGCCCGGCUCCAGCUCAGACUGUGGCUUCGGAUUUACCAAGGACCAACCUCCCUGGAGUGACAGAUAUCCCCAGGACCCUGAGUUAUGUGGCGGCUGGAGCUCAGGAACUACCACAGCUCCAAAGCUAUGCGGCUUACACCUCUGAAGUCCAGGUGCCACAGAGGACCCCCAGCUAUCUGGCUAACACCUCUGAAGUCCAGGGGCCACAGAGGACCCCCAGCUAUCUGGCUAACACCUCUGAAGUCCAGGGGCCACAGAGGACCCCCAGCUAUCUGGCUAACACCUCUGAAGUCCAGGGGCCACAGAGGACCCCCAGCUAUCUGGCUAACACCUCUGAAGUCCAGGUGCCACAGAGGACCCCCAGCUAUCUGGCUAACACCUCUGAAGUCCAGGGGCCACAGAGGACCCCCAGCUAUCUGGCUAACACCUCUGAAGUCCAGGGGCCACAGAGGACCCCCAGCUAUCUGGCUAACACCUCUGAAGUCCAGGGGCCACAGAGGACCCCCAGCUAUCUGGCUAACACAUCUGAAGUCCAGGUGCCACAGAGGACCCCCAGCUAUCUGGCUAACACCUCUGAAGUCCAGGGGCCACAGAGGACCCCCAGCUAUCUGGCUAACACAUCUGAAGUCCAGGGGCCACAGAGGACCCCCAGCUAUCUGGCUAACACCGCUGGAGUUCAGGAAAUACCACAUAACCCCAGCUAUCUGACGAACUCAGCUGUCUUCCAAGAUAUGUGCUUUAUGUGCCCCUCCGUUACCGCCGCCAAUCUGUCCAGGAACAAUAGCUUUGUGCACUCUCCGGCUGCCAUGGCUCCACAGGAGCAGAUUAGGGGCCCAUGUAUGGUGUGCCGUCCCUUCUCUCUGUACCCCCAGGGAGGGCCUGGGAUGCGCCACUGUACCCACUCCCCAGGGCAGUGUCCUGCAUCUCUGCAGCAGCAGGCUGGCAUGGCUCCGCUCAACCACGGACAGCAGACCAACACCAACUUCAUGCCCCUUUGUUCUCAAGGGCCAAGCCCGUGUAGCAGCCUCAGCAGGAACGGCAGCCACUGGCGCCUCUGCCACCUGACGCGACCCGAGUCCCAGGGCAAGAUGGGCGGCAUGAUCUGCCCCUACCAGAACUCCCUGACCAUGAUGCACUGCAACAGCCUGGAUCACAUGGCAAACAUCCCCAUGUACCAGGACUGUGGCCACUACUCUAGCAGCUACCACCUGCUGCCACCAUGCUCCCAGUCGUCCCACGGUGGCCUGCACACCCACCACAUGGCCGAGACCCGUUGCCCCGCUCACAACCUGGGCACCUCCUUCGUCCAGCCCCAGCCCCAGACCUGCUCCUCCGACCCCCUCUUCCACUUCCCCCAGCAGAACCACCUGGUGGCCACCCCCUCCCAGGAGAGGCAGCAGGCCCAGGCUCAGGCCCUGUGCCAUCUCCAGUGCCCACUACUGCAGCAGCGCCACAGCUCCCUGCUCUUGUGUGGGCACCAGGAGGAGCUGAGCAGGCUGGGCUCCUCCAGCUGUGUCCCUGCCACCAACCGGAGACUGAACCAGGGGGGGGUGGAGCAGAAGGACAACAUACCCAGCUGCGCAUCACUUCAUAACAAAAGAAUAGACACAAGCUCAAACAACAAUCAAGGCUGCAUCAUGAACUGCAAUCCCCAGGGCAACUAAUCCUGUCUUCACAUAAGAAGGGCCUAAUUUUUGUAGUUGCCAAUGUCUCUUUUGCAUUCUUUUAAACUGAUAAUAAUGAAUAAAUAUACUUACAUGGCA